Molecule: messenger RNA, 1098 nt
Organism: Diatraea saccharalis (sugarcane borer)
Lineage: Eukaryota; Metazoa; Arthropoda; Insecta; Lepidoptera; Crambidae
Source: the annotation of a GenBank genome assembly
AUGACCAUCGCUGCUGUCGACGAGCGCCUAACAUUGCAUCCCGAAGAACACAGAACCUCCAAAGAUCACCGGCGCACACGUCAUAGUAGCCAUCAGCACAAACGGGAGCACAGACGACAGCAUUCGAAAAGGAAAUCGAACGCUAAACCGGGAUUGAAAUUGAAAUCCUCCCGCACCACUCCACCCAAACUAGACGCCGACGCGGGGAACAAAAUGGAAACGAUAGCAGCCAACACCACAACUGCUGCAGCAGUCCUAUCAGUCCCCACCACCACGGCUACUGUCACCAUGGCCACCAUCCCCCCCGCUGCAAACGCUGCGACAACAUCCAGCUCCGUCAUUGACACCAACACCACCACUGCAGCAUACACGGGUUCUGCCUAUGACCCCACUGCAACAUCUUCGGUACCACCCACCAUUGGGCAGCCAUCGUCAUCGCCUUGCCCUGCUCAAACGCUCCAAUCGCUCCAGCCACUAUUAUUCCCGGACUUCAGAGCAAUUUUGGCAGCGAGGGGCCUAGGAUCGACACCCAACACUAUUACCGGCGGUUUUCCCGCCUUUCCUGCCCCUGCCCCCGCUUUCACUCCCGCCUCUGCAGCUACCAUGCAGGUACUCCCGAACAGGACCUCUGGAACUCGGGCGGUGGCUUCCAUCUCUCCAAGAAUCAGAGAUGUCAGCUCGCCGGAGCAACGCGGACAUUCAGGGACUCGACACACCAACGCCCAAUUCUCGGAUCUUCCUUCUCUCCGUGACCCGCAUCAACAGAGGCAGCGCACAAUAUACCCAUCCGUCACAAAAAGGUGCAGGAAAUUCAGUAACAACGAAGGGAUUCUCCCCUACACCACAAGCAAGGGCAAGAGCAAAUUAAACAUGAGACAAUGCACUCUCUGCGGAGCCAUCCUGUCACACCCGGUGAGCAGGCAUUACAAGAAGACCCACCCUAACUAUGUCUUCGAUAACAAGCACCAGUAUUUCCCCAAGCCCUACUACUACUACACGGAAAAGGCCAGGGAAAGGUGUCCGAAAGAGCUGCAACCACCUAAGGAACUGGAAGACUCCGUCAUCGGGUACUCCUCGGAAUUUGUAGGAUACCACUGA